UUAAUUCAAUUUAAUAAAAAAAUAAAGCCCGUGUUGCUCGCAGCGCGGCGCAGACAAUCCCUCGCUUCCCCCGGAAUGGCGAAGCCGGCGCCGGCGGAGGUGGACGCGGCGGCGCUGCGGAGGUGGCUCCGGCGGUCGCUGGUUGCUGUGGCCGCGGGCGGGGCCGGCGCGGGCUCGUUCGAUGAGGCGGCCGCGGCUCUCGCGGCGCUGAGGGAGGCGGAGCUCGGGCUCGGCGGGAGGAAGGACGUUGGCGGCCCCGGCGGGGAAGAGCGGGCGGCGGAGGAAGUGCCGGUGCCGGAGUAUUUCCUGUGCCCGAUCUCGUCCAGGAUCAUGAGGGACCCCGUGGUCGUCGCGUCUGGGCAGACCUAUGAUCGUCAAUUCAUUGAGGAGUGGUUCAGUGCAGGAAACCAUAUGUGCCCGCAGACUCGGCAAGUGCUUUUAAACACCAAUCUCAUUCCCAACAAUCUUGUCCAAAGCAUGAUAUCACAGUGGUGCAUAGAGAACAGGUUCACUCUGCCACCAAUUGAGAAUCAAGAGGAAAACCAAGUUAUCAACAGUGAGCAAAAAACAUUUGAUGAAAUAUUCAAGAAAAUCUCUUGCUCACCAAAAAUUGUUGAAAGGAAGCAAACAAUCAAGGAUCUUCGGCUGCUUACUAAGCGUGACAGCAACUUCAGAGCUGUUUUAGGAGAGAGGCCCAAUUCCAUCUCAAAAAUGAUCUUAGCCCGAUCCACCCAAGGAUUACAAAAUGAUCCAGAGGUACUGGAGGACAUGGUGACUAUAAUUCUCAAUUUUUCAAUUCAUGACAGCAAUAAGAAGAUUAUUGGAGAUGACUCAGAAGCAAUCCCAUUUCUGAUAUGGGCACUAAAAUCGGGAGACAUGGGGAGCCGCAGCAACUCUGCAGCUGCUAUCUUCACUCUGUCAGCGCUCGACUCCAACAAGGAGAAAAUUGGUGAGUUAGGGGCGAUGGGACCUUUGGUUGAUCUUCUUGACCAAGGCAAUAUCAUUGCAAAGAAAGAUGCAGCAUCAGCAAUUUUCAGUCUGUGUAUGCUCCAUGAGAACAAAUCAAGAGCUACAAGAAAUGGGAUCAUUGAUGUGGCAAUGAGAGCCAUCGAUGAACAGUUACUUGUCGAUGAGUCUUUGGCUAUACUUGCUUUGCUAUCAAGCAACCAUGAGAUGGUGGAGAUCAUCACCGAGUUUGACGGUACUGCUUGCAUGCUCCGUGCAAUAAAGGAUAGCGAGUGCAGCCGCAACAAAGAGAACGCAGUGGUAGUUCUUUUCUCAAUCUGCACGUACAACCGGACAAAGCUGAAGGAGGUCGAUGCAGAUGAGUGCAUCAAUGGUUCACUGGCUUUGCUCGUGCGGAAUGGGACUUCAAGAGCGAGGAGGAAGGCUGCCGCGAUCCUUGAGAAGAUGAAAAGGACCAUGCACAACAGGCAUAGCUCUUGUUAGUUGCGGGCAACAAAGAUGCAGUUAAAGGAGAGGGUGUUCAUUUGGUGUAUAGGGGAGUAUAUCAUAAUACAUAUAUAGCUAUUUUCCCGUUUCAGUGUAUAGGCAUUGUGAAGAUGCAGGGCUAGUUGUAAAGGUUUUUUUUCUUGUUGGAACUGUCGGUUCUUGGUCAUUUCAAACAUGCAAACCGUAGCCUUUGGAGCAUAAAGAAUUUUGCUUAAUUAGUUC
Messenger RNA from Phragmites australis (common reed), 1674 nucleotides. Its product is annotated as U-box domain-containing protein 9-like. Gene Ontology annotation, biological process: protein ubiquitination. Gene Ontology annotation, molecular function: ubiquitin-protein transferase activity. Bases 76 to 1449 code for a protein of 457 amino acids. Lineage: Eukaryota; Viridiplantae; Streptophyta; Magnoliopsida; Poales; Poaceae. The record is from RefSeq and is a predicted model, not a curated record. Gene Ontology annotation, cellular component: cytoplasm; nucleus. The transcript has 2 exons.